Molecule: messenger RNA, 2915 nt
Organism: Racocetra fulgida
Lineage: Eukaryota; Fungi; Glomeromycota; Glomeromycetes; Diversisporales; Gigasporaceae
Source: the annotation of a GenBank genome assembly
AUGCUCUUCUUCUUGAAAUUCUUAUGCAACAUCAGGCUAUUCCAUUAUCUAGGCAAGCCUUAAAUCAUUUGACUGCCUUAAACAAUUAUUAUAAUGGUUUCACUGAUAUUCAAAUUAAGAUAUAUGGGGCUCUUGCUCAGGCUCAUGAAUUAUCUGGAAAUUGGCUUGAGGCCAUUAACGCUCAUCGUAAUGUUUUAGCCUUAAGACCUGAUAACGUUGAUGCUAUGAUGGGUUUGGCAAAAUGUUACAACAAGAACGGUGAUAAAACUCAAUUCCUAAGUACUUCAUACGAUGUUAUUCGCACUAAACCAACAAACUGGGAAUUCGCAAAUUAUUUGACCGAUGCUCUCACUAAUGACCCAUCCCUUUUUCAAGAAGCUUUGGAUGUUUUAAAUCACGUUUUACAACAUUCUCCAAAUUCACCUAUAAAGAUGUUAGAUGUGGGUUUUAUACAGUCUCUUUCUUAUCGUCGUGCCCAACUCAAAAAACGGAAUAAUGAUUUCUUUGGGGCACUCGUAGAUUGUUUCUCGGUUUUGGAAAUAGCUUUGAAUGGAAAACCUUUAAAAUCUUUUCUAGAUGAUAUAAUUUUAUGUCUUGGAUUUAGCAAUUAUGAUCCUAAUCAAGUUCCAUUCAUUAUUUUACCUGUUAAUGAUUCUUUAAGGUUACUUGAUUUGUUAUUUCCAACAACAAAUGGACUAUUUCCCGGUCAUUUGGGUUUAUCUUCCCAAUCCGAUAUACGAUUGGCGAAAAAACAGGUCUUUGGUGUUCUUUAUGAGAUAAGCUCUGCUUUCGAAUCUCAUCCGAAAGAAUGUCAAUAUUUUUUAAGUGAUGUAACCCCUCUUAGUUCAAUAUCUUUAUUAUUUCUUUAUUUGGCUUGCGCAUGUUAUCCUUCCGCUCAAAUUUUCUUCGAAAUCGCCGCUAUGUUAAACAAAAUUUCUGGUGUUGCUGCUUGUCGCCAAGCUGCUAUUGGAUACCUUGGUGAAGGUAUCCAAUUGGAUCCUAAAAAUGUUGAUGCUUAUAUUAGUUUAGCUGAUUGUUUAUAUAAUGAUGGAAAUAUUACUGGAAUGACUGAAGUGUAUGAAAAAUUAUUAUCUUUUCAUAUGAUCUCUGAUGAAAAUCAUUUGAUUAGAUUCGCCUUUGGAUGUUGUUAUAUAGGAGAUAUUGCCAAAUUAACCGCUACUUGGUCUAAUGCUCUUUUAUAUUAUAAAAGAGCUCAUACUUUAAGACCAAAUGAUCCUAUUUUUUUGGCUUCUUUAACUCAAGCUAAUACACAUGUAUGUUAUUGGAAGGAUCGUGGUGGAAUAGGUUAUCAUUCAGUUGAUAGUAAUGGUAAUUUACAUCGUUUCCCAACUGUUCAAAAAUCAGGACAGAUGGCUUUGGUUGCAGAUAUUGUUGAAAAAGCUAUUAAUGAUGGAGCCAAAUUUGGAAAAGGAAUAAUUGAAAAAUCUGGUGGUAUUUUAGCUCUUUUAACAAAUUUAUGCUCCAAUUUAAGGGAUGAUGAUAAAUCGGUUAAAUUUUUCAAGGCUAAAGCAGCAAAAUGGAGAAAUCAAACUUUGAAUCUAAAAAAUGAAGGUGGUUGGGUUUUACGUGUGAUUCAUCAUAUAAUUCGUCGAAUCCAACAUAAAUGGUAUGUGGAUUCAUACGGUGAUAUAACUCAGAGUCCACAUGCUUUACCGCCGAUUAAUGUAACCCCGAAGCUCCGUUCAAAAUACCAACGUCCAUUGGUUCCCUCGGGAUUAGAACAACCAGUGGCUACACCUAUACAACCAUUUUAUACAUUUAUAUAUGAUCUAGAUCCAAGACAAGUUCGUAUAAUAUGUCAUAGGACUGCUUUAAACAUUGCUUAUGAGGCUCAUUUAAUGCAAUCAGUAUUUGGAAUGCAUGAUCGUAACAUAAUAGAAGUUUAUUGUUAUUCACUUUCACCAAAUGAUGGAUCUACAUAUCGAGUAAAAAUUGAAAAAGGAGCGGACAAGUUUUACGAUUGUCACGCUUGGACUACUGAAUCUAUUGUCAAACAAAUAGUUCACGACAAUAUACAUAUUCUUGUCAAUCUCAAUGGCUAUACUGCUGGUGAUAGAAACCUUAUUUUUGCCGCUCGCCCGGCCCCGAUCCAAGUAACUCACAUGGGAUUUGCAAGUUCUUUAGGUGGUUUAUGGUACGUUAAAGUUGAUGAACAUGUAUGUCCGGAAUCUCAGACCAGCGACUUUCAAUUUUGGAAUAAAAGUCGUGAUAAUGAUGGUGAUUUAUUGGGUGAAGUGGAUCCUGAAGAAGACGAUAAAAAUUGGACAUAUCCAGAAAAGAUAAUUUAUAUGCCGACUACUUACUUUAUUAAUGAUCAUAAACAAGGAUUCUAUGAUGAUAAUAUUUCUAAAGGAUUUUAUGAUGAGAACAUUCCUGGAUGUAUACUUGCAAAAAAUCAUAUAUUAAGAUGGUUUUUUGAGGAGGAUCGUCGUUGGGAUAUGCGUAAACAACUUUUUCCAAACUUAACUGAUGAUUGGGUGAAUGCGCACACGACAGCAUGCGAUAUUCUCUGGUCUGGAACACCAAUGAUUACACUUUCAGGACCUGAACACAAGAUGUGUUCUAGAGUGGCUUCCUCUAUAUGUAAUGCGACAGGAUUUGGUGAUAAAAUGGUGGUACCUGAUUAUCAGGCGUAUGAAGACAAAGCAGUAGAAUACGCAAAUUCAGUGGUAUAUAAAUAUUGGUUUGGAUGUUUAUUACCGGGAGCACAACAACGUCUUCAUCGAAAUGGUUUCGGUGAAUUGAUUGAAUUGAGAAAAAAUAUAUUUUUAAACCGAGAAAACAUUCGUCUUUUUGAUACACAGCAAGCUGUUAAAGAGCUUGAAAAGGGAUAUGUUGAUGCGUGGGUUCGUUGGGUGAAUGAUAACGAACGUAACAUUCAUAUAAAGAUAUGA